UUAAUUUUGGUAAUUACUAUUUCACAGUUACAUAGCUAGCAAUAAAGUUUAAUUUUAAGACCGCCAUCUGUGAAGCAGUUAGCCGAAGUUACGUAACGCAACGUCAAGAUCCCUGAUACUGUCACUGGAUUUAUUAUUCUUAGUGAGUUUUGCUUUAUCGUGUGGUCGUUAAGUUGGCAACGAAUGAUGUUUACAAGCAUCAGUAAGGUUAUAAGCAAACAACACAAACAUUGUUAAUUUUUUAUACAAUAAUCAUUGAAAUACUUGUGACCCGAUAAUUAGAUAAUGGAAUUAGAUUUUACAAAAAUAUGUCGAGUAUGUCUAAACGAAGGUAUAAUGAUGUCAAUAUUCAAAGUAAAUGUUUCAAAGAAGAUGAUGGCAUGUGCCUCUGUUCAGGUGUGGCAGAACGAUGGACUCCCGUCACAGAUAUGUAACAAAUGUUCAGCCAAGCUACACAUUUCUUUCCAAUUCAAAAAACAGUGUGAAAAAUCGGAUGCCAAGCUACGACAGUAUGUAUCAAGCAUGACACAGGAAAAUUUACAACAACAACAACCACAACAGCAACAGCCGCAACAACACGUCGAGCACCAGCAAAUCCAGCAAGUACCUCAACCCCAGCCACAAAUGAAUAAACUAGAUGAACUCGACAUGAACCAGCCAAUUACUCAAAACAGCUGUGUGUACAUUGAGUGUGCACCGUUGCUGGAAAUUCAGCAAGAGCAAAAAUUUGACCCUGUAUUUGUACCGGCGUCACAAGCGCAACAGCCGGCGUUGACGCAAAUCAACUACAACGUGCAAUCACAAAACCAUUUACAAUUGAAUGGUUAUAAUUUACAGGGUGUAGGGCAGGUACAAGUUUACAAUGGUACAUACACGAUGCCGCUGCAAACCAUGCAACCCACGAAUAUUUUGCACAACCAAGUUAUAGCGCCACCAAUGCAGAUUCAGCAUCAACAACAGUUACCGCCACUGCAACCAAUGAUGCAGCAGCAGCCAAUUCCGCAAAUUACUGAAGAUGAGAAAGAGAAGGCUAAGAAAAACGGGAAGAUGAAGAGAGAUGGUAAAUUAAAUGAGACAAAUAAACAGUGCCCCACUUGUAAUAAGAUUUUUUCUACUUCAACAAAGUUGAGUAGGCAUAUGAAAACGCAUUCAACUGAUAUGCCAUAUAAGUGUAAAGUGUGUAAUAAGGCCUUUUCUCAUAGUGGAAAUUAUAAGAUUCAUCUCAGGAUGCAUACAGAUGAGAGACCAUUUACAUGUACAGUGUGUGGGAAAGGGUGUAGGCAGGCGCAGGACUUGGAGAAACACAUGAGGACACAUACAGGUGAAAGACCCCACAAGUGCAACCUGUGCACGCGCGCAUUUUCCACUAGUUCAAAUUUAAUAGCCCACAUCCGUACCCACACCGGAGAACGUCCAUACGUGUGUUGCGUCUGUCAAAAAGCGUUCUGCCAAUCCAACGAACUGACAAAACACAUGAGAACGCACACUGGAGAGAAGUCUCAUAUUUGUGAUAUUUGCCAUAAAGGUUUUAAUGGAUCAAGCACGUUGAUCGUGCACAGAAGGUCACAUACAGGCGAACGUCCAUACGUAUGCUCGGUGUGCGGCAAAGGUUUCGCGCAGUCUAGUUGUUUAGCGGUACACAUGAAGCGGCACAACGGCGAAAAAAACUUUUCUUGUAAUUCUUGUGAUAAAUCGUUCGUGACGAAUGCAGACCUUAAGGAGCAUUUGUUGACUCACACUGGGGAGAAACCAUUUACUUGUAAUAUAUGUGAUAAAAAAUACUCAAGGGCUAAUGAUCUCAAUAGGCAUACCAAAACUCAUACUUUUAAAGGGAUGGAGGAGAGCUAACCCUGGUAGUGAUUAAGUUUACCCUUGUCAGUAUUUGACUGAAAGUAUUAGAAUUGUAUGGCCAAAAAUUACGUUGUAGUAUUUAUGGUAGAUUGAUCAAUGGAAAACAAUGUAAAAUGUACAAUUACUGUUAUUUAUGAUAAUAAAACACGCGAAAAUGAUUCUAUAAAAA
Messenger RNA from Zophobas morio, 2020 nucleotides. RefSeq names its product zinc finger protein ZFP2-like. The transcript is spliced from 5 exons. NCBI's taxonomy places the organism in Eukaryota, Metazoa, Arthropoda, Insecta, Coleoptera, Tenebrionidae. Gene Ontology annotation, cellular component: nucleus. Gene Ontology annotation, biological process: regulation of transcription by RNA polymerase II. Gene Ontology annotation, molecular function: zinc ion binding; DNA-binding transcription factor activity, RNA polymerase II-specific; RNA polymerase II cis-regulatory region sequence-specific DNA binding. The record is from RefSeq and is a predicted model, not a curated record. Bases 286 to 1848 code for a protein of 520 amino acids.